GUGCAAGAGUGUUUUUGCCAACGGCUUGCACGCUCGUCGUAAGCACGAUAUAUAUUGAAUGUUGCAAGCUCUAAGACCCGCUCGCACGGGGAUAUCAUACUGGGCAAGAAAUGUCGUCUAUGCCGAUCGCAGUAUCAUCGUUUUGAACAAACCUGCAGGACUUAUCUGCCAAGGCUCCGUCGAAGCUUCCUCCGAAAACAAACCUCGAGAUGUUGACAAAUUCAAUGACCUACUUCGUGACGUAAAAGAUACUUUUGCCCUGGAGAGCCUGCCGUAUCCUGUCCACCGCCUUGAUAAGUCUACCACCGGAACACUACUGUUGGCGCGUAACUCUCCAGCUGCUCGUCAGUUUUCACAACAAUUUCAGUCGCGGGUAGUAGGGAAAACAUAUUUAGCUCUUGUGCGUGGAGGAGAGAAGUCCUUCCCAACACGCAGUGGGGAGAUUCGAGACGCCCUGGAAUUCAGUGAUGGGCGCGUGUCUAUAGGCGAGAGCUGCGCUGCAAAGUUCGCCGCUACUGAUUGGGAGCUUAUUGCGUCCUCUCCUGUAGCACCACUGUCACUGCUCAGGCUAACUCUGCACACAGGGCUGAAACAUCAACUUCGCAUCCACCUGGCACAUUCCUUACACACGCCUAUACUUGGUGACAACUUGUAUGCGAGGAGUAGUAUCUCCGAGAAGAUUGCUAAGAUCACUCGACUGCCCGAGAAGAGGAUAUUCUUGCACGCGGCGCAGUUGACACUCUCAAGGUACAGAAAGACAGGGCCCCAAAAACACUUCCGACUUGCGAUCGGGGCUCCUAUACCCAAGGACUUCAUUACAAUAUGUAGAGAUGCAGGAAUCCCGUUGGACCACAUAUAUGUCGACGGCGGCCUGUCCGUUGAUGGCCAGCAUGUUGAUGAUGUUCCAGAUCUUGAAGGCAGAUGGCUACGAAAACCUCCAGUACUGCGCCCAUAAUCACUGACAAAAUAGAGUGUCAUCUGUGCUGCGCGAUAUGCACCUAAUUGGAAACUAUGUGCUAGAGCGGUGACUAGGGCUACACGAGAGAGUGACCCUACCUUUCAUCUUACCUUAUUUGUUGCAUUAUGGGUCACUCAGCCUUUUGUUUUGGGCUCGCAUAGAGUUAGACCACUUCGAGAUGUCUACUUGAUUUGUAGUGUUGUUCGCACAAAGGGCCUGCUUGUUGGUGGAGGAACUCGAUGUUUGUGUGACAUAUAUAGCUUGCUACGCUUAACCCAAGUUUAAUAUUAAU
Messenger RNA from Suillus discolor, 1250 nucleotides. RefSeq names its product pseudouridine synthase. The record is from RefSeq and is a predicted model, not a curated record. The transcript is spliced from 7 exons. Bases 59 to 955 code for a protein of 298 amino acids. Lineage: Eukaryota; Fungi; Basidiomycota; Agaricomycetes; Boletales; Suillaceae. Gene Ontology annotation, biological process: pseudouridine synthesis. Gene Ontology annotation, molecular function: pseudouridine synthase activity; RNA binding.